GCCUUGAGCUUUAUUACUACUCUAUGGAAGUGACAACGUGACAGCGGCUGCGGCAUCGGGCAUGUAAAUAAAGCAAGUUCUAUCUGGGAAAUUCUACCUCAAUCCAAAGUGAAAAUGUCAGUGCAUGAAUGGGAAGAAGUCAAGCGUUUGGCAGCUGAUUUUCAACGGGCUCAACUUACUUCUGCAGUUCAAAAACUUUCGGAGCGAAAUUGUAUUGAGAUUGUCAACAAACUUGUGGAAUGCAAAUUGUUAGACGUAGUUUUUACUACUGAUGGCAAAGAGUAUGUUACUCCGCAACAAGUUCAGAAAGAGAUCAAAGAUGACCUGUGCGUUCAUGGAGGAAGAAUACCGCUGAUUGAGUUGGUGCAUCUCCUGAAUGUGGAUAUUAAUGUGAUCAAUGCUCAGCUUCCUCUUUUGGAAGGUCGAGAUGAUUGUAAAGUAUUGAUGGGUCAUUUGCUGGAUCAGUCCUACAUGAACAAACUAAGUGAAGAAAUAAGUGACAAACUUGAUCAGCAGGGUAUUUUGAAUAUCAACGAAUUGAUCAAAAUUUAUGACCUGCCUGCAGAUUUCUUACAAAAUGCCAUCAAGCGUAAUCUUGGUAAACCAGGAAAAAAAAUCUAUCAAGAUAGUUAUGAUGAAAAAGUCUUCUACACUGACUUAUUUCUUUUAAAACUAAAAGCAAUCGUGAGAGGUGCGCUUCUAGCUAUCACCAAGCCCACAUCAGUUCAAAAUAUCGUUAAACAAUGCUCUAUUCUAGAAAACUUAUUUUACACUGCACAUGACAUUUUAACCCAUGAAAAUCAGAUACCUGGUGCCUUAUCAGAGAAGCGAGGCACUUCUUGCACGUACAUACCCCUUGUUUAUUCUAAGAAACAGAAUGAGUGGGCUACUAAUUUUGUGAGACAGAAUGGGUACAUUGAAUUUGAUGCAUUGAGUCGUCUUGGCGUGUUUGAUCCUCAUGCGUUUGUUCGAAACCACUUCCAAUCUGAAAAACUCUUCUUUUUACCAACUGCUGCCAUUGGACAACAAUUGAUUUCACAAGUAGAAGCAACUGUUGAAGAGACAUUAGCUACCGGUUCUUUCACGGACAUAAUGGAUGACUUGCCAUCUGUUUUUGAGCCUGAAGAUGGAGCCGUGAUACUCAAAGAAGCAUUGAAACGAAGCAAACUGAAACAACAGCCUCCGAUAUAUUUAGAAACUAUUGUAAUGUCUGAAGAGUAUUUUGAUAAAAUCAUCCAAUUUGUCAGAGAAAAUUUGCUUCAUAAAAAUGUUGAAUCAGCUGUCAACUCCGGUGACUUUCUAAAAGCAAUUGCAGACUCCAGGCUGAAAGGAGCAAACCCUGAAGUGGAAUUUAAAGAUGUAAAAGCUAAUCGGAAAGAUGAAAGACGGAAAGUUGCAUCAAGUGGUAAAGGAGGAGGUGGUGCUCAGGGCCGAGAAACUAAAACAAAAUCGACCAAAAAGAAAUAUCUAAAUCGGGGAAAAGCAGCUCAAGAUAGUUCUGAUGAGGACUUAGCUGAUAUGAAGAAACCAAGUGCUGGCAUGUAUGAAUUUUUCACCCUCAAAGAUGUUCAAUCCACUGUUAAAGAAAUACUGCUUCAGUCUUCAGAAGAUACUGACUAUGAUACUACUGAGUUAUCCAAAGAAAUAUCUUUACAAAUUUACCCAGCCCUGAACAAAGAAAGCUUUUCUCUAGCAACAGAACUAUGUGAGAAAAAAAUUGCUGACUCAUCUUCAAAUCGAAGAAAAGUUGCUGUCGAUAUUCAAGAACGGCUCACCACUCUCUUCAACGACAUAAAGUUUUAUGAGAAAGGAACUAAGCAUUUUCAGUCAAAAGAUAUUCAAAAGCAGCUCAUAAAAUAUCUGUUAAAAACUUUAGGAGCAGAGUUAGUCAAUUUAAUUUUUCACUACGUAUGUGUAAUAGAUACAGAGCCGAGUACAAUUAGUGCUGAGAUGCGAAUGAAACUCAUUGCAGAAGCAGAGGAUGAAAAUAGAAAUAUUCUAUCAAAACUGAACAAGUCCCUAGGAAGCGAUUCAUUAGAAGAUUUUGUCUCUGUUGUUGAAGAAACAUUAGCAGCCAUUAGAGUUGUUAUUAAAAAGCAAGACAAGAAAAGAGAAAGAUCCCUAAUCAUGGCACAUAAACAGGCUCUUUUGUCUGAAAUGGAUGGACUGGAAGAGCCAGCAGCUGUCUUACACUUAGCUUCUCUAGUUCUGUUUCAAACUGUAACGCAGAGCAUGCUUCAUGCGUCUGGCAAGUUUGUCUCUUCGAUCCUUGCAUUCUUGGAGCCGCAUUUGCCACCAGAUACUUUUUCCCACCUCAGAGAAUUCCAUGACUCAGUCUUGAAGUUUUUGACCAUUAAAGCGGAGGAUGAAACUCAUCAAAUUAUUCUCAAGGACCUGAGAAGUAAAAUUCCAACCAUAAAAGAAAUAGCAAAAAAUUUUAAACAAUCUGUUGGUGUGUCAAAUUAAGAGACUACUUCAAACUUGUGUACAUUUGCCUUUGAUGAAAAGUGUUUUACAUAGGUUGCAGAAUAGUUCAGGACUAGCUUUGUCAAGUACCAUUUUUAGAGAAGUCUCUGGAGCUCCAUGUACUUAGAUGCUAUGUGUAUGUAGCUUGCAUAAUGCCUUCCUUCUGUCAAUUUUACUAGACCGACCAAAACCUCCCUACCUACCUACUGAGCCAACUUUUUAUUAUUACUUUUUUCCCCGACAUAAUUUGAAGAACAUCUUAAAUGUCACCUAUCGCAAAGGCUAAAAAAUAUUUUAUCACUCCAUCCAGGAUUGGGUCAACAAUAUGGUCUGUGCUAGAAUAUCUUGAUUGGGGAAGUACGGUCGUGUCUGCAAGUCUGAAAGUCCAUCUGGACUUCACUCAUGAGGUGGGUUGAUCUUGGACUAAAAGGGUAAUUGAGAAUUUUGAAGGAGACAACCCUGUCCAAAAUUACUCGUAAUAUUAACCAGCUUACUAGAAUUUUGCCCAGUGCUCUCAGCUAUCAGCCCAUGACUGACAGAGGUGUCGAUACCUCUGCAAAUAAGUCAAGGCCCACGUGAUCGCCAGUGAUUUCAUUUUUCCAUUGGAAUCAAAACUUGUUUGGGAGAAACCAGAAAAGUUAUUUAAAACAUAGGUUUAUAAUUAUUAAGAUUCGUUUGAAGACCUGCACAAGAUAAAUGAUCAAUAAAAUUUAUUAUUUUCAUUAAUUUCCAGAUUUUUCAUACGAAAACUUAGGGAAUGUUGGCUGUUUUUUUGGGCCCUAAGACCCUGCUCAAAUGAUGAGUCCAUAAGUACUUUCCUAAUCGGGGAAUCCUACAGUGUUCCUCUGUAUCUGUUGAAUUUAAUACAUUAGACAAGGUAUACUAAGGUGGAGGACUAGGAAUUCAAGACAGGAUUCUUUGGUUAAUAGUAAAGCUUUGUAGUUUGACAUUUUCUGCAAAAAAUGCCUCCUGUUGGCAAGAUUGGGCAACUGUGUAACAUCUAGAGGAAAAAGUUUAUUUCUCAAAGCGGGAGAAUUUUUCAUAUUUACGCUAAUAACUUUUUAUUGAAAUUGGGCACUGCUGAGCAUCUGUUUAUUUUCUGUAUUUGGAGAAUGAAAAGAUUCUAAUGUGGAGAAUAAAUAGGUGAGGGGUAGUGCUGAUUUUUAAUAUAGGUUUUAGCGUAAAUUUGUAACAUCUGUUUUUCAGAGCGUCUCCCCCUCUAACCUAGUUAGAUUUUACACACAAAUGAAAAUUGUGGUCGAUGUGCUUUAUGAAUAAAAAAAUAUUCUUUUCUUCCGUUA
This is a messenger RNA of Bemisia tabaci, 3767 nucleotides long. RefSeq names its product UFM1 specific ligase 1 (gene Ufl1). The record is from RefSeq and is a predicted model, not a curated record. NCBI's taxonomy places the organism in Eukaryota, Metazoa, Arthropoda, Insecta, Hemiptera, Aleyrodidae. Gene Ontology annotation, molecular function: UFM1 ligase activity. Gene Ontology annotation, cellular component: endoplasmic reticulum membrane. Gene Ontology annotation, biological process: response to endoplasmic reticulum stress; regulation of proteasomal ubiquitin-dependent protein catabolic process; protein K69-linked ufmylation.